AUGUCGCCCCCUGCCGUGGCGCCAGCCCUGGGAAUGGCUGGGAAGGAAUUCAAGCGGGAAUCGGCUACAGCUCGUUUACUGGGAUCAGGCUCUGCUGGUGUCGCCGAGCUGAUGGUGUUCCACCCUGUCGACACAAUUGCAAAGAGAUUGAUGAGCAAUUCAAGUAGAGUCUCCUCAGUCUCCGCCCUCAAUAAAGUCAUAUUCAAGGACUACGCGUCAGCUGGAGCGGUCACGAAAUUCACAUCCCUCUUCCCCGGGCUAGGCUACGCAGCCGGCUACAAGAUUUUGCAAAGAAUAUACAAAUAUGGCGGUCAGCCCUUUGUCCGUGAUUAUCUCACACAACACCAUUCUCAAGAUUUCGACAAGGCCUUUGGAAAAGGAACAGGCAAGGCGAUACUCAAUGCGACGGCGGGCUCCCUGAUCGGCAUCGGCGAAAUCGUUCUCCUUCCCCUCGACGUCCUCAAGAUCAAGCGACAGACGAACCCAGAGGCAUUCCGAUCCCGAGGCUUCUUCCGGAUCGUGGCAGACGAAGGCAUGGGCCUGUAUCGCGGUGCUGGUUGGACCGCUGCACGGAACGCGCCUGGCUCGUUCGCUCUCUUCGGUGGUUCUGCCUGGGCGAAGGAGAAGCUGUUCAAGCUGGAAGAUUACAAUAGAGCCACAUGGGGUCAGAACUUUGUCGCUUCAGUGGUGGGCGCAAGCGCAAGCUUGGUUGUCUCUGCUCCUCUCGAUGUCAUCAAAACCAGAAUACAAGCGGCUUCGUUUGAGACUAAUGAGUCAGGGUUCUCGAUCGUGGCCCGCAUGGCUAAGAAUGAGGGCUUGACUUCCUUUUUCAAGGGGCUUACCCCAAAGAUGCUUAUGACGGGGCCAAAGCUUGUCUUUUCAUUUUGGUUAGCGCAGGUUCUGAUUCCUGCUUUCGGAAAUAUCGUGUAA
This is a messenger RNA of Cladophialophora yegresii CBS 114405, 930 nucleotides long. RefSeq lists its product as uncharacterized. Gene Ontology annotation, cellular component: mitochondrion. The record is from RefSeq and is a predicted model, not a curated record. Gene Ontology annotation, molecular function: guanine nucleotide transmembrane transporter activity. The transcript is spliced from 5 exons. NCBI's taxonomy places the organism in Eukaryota, Fungi, Ascomycota, Eurotiomycetes, Chaetothyriales, Herpotrichiellaceae. Bases 1 to 930 code for a protein of 309 amino acids.